Monomorium pharaonis (pharaoh ant) is the source of this 1297-nucleotide messenger RNA. RefSeq names its product V-type proton ATPase 21 kDa proteolipid subunit. Gene Ontology annotation, molecular function: proton-transporting ATPase activity, rotational mechanism. The transcript is spliced from 5 exons. Gene Ontology annotation, cellular component: proton-transporting V-type ATPase, V0 domain. NCBI's taxonomy places the organism in Eukaryota, Metazoa, Arthropoda, Insecta, Hymenoptera, Formicidae. The coding region runs from base 203 to 832 and encodes 209 amino acids. The record is from RefSeq and is a predicted model, not a curated record. Gene Ontology annotation, biological process: proton transmembrane transport.
GAAUCCGAACAGUCGUCACAUGACAGCGACGGGUGUGCGUGAUCUCGCGAGCUCUUCAAUGUGGAGAUCGAGGAUUCGUUAAGCAAAAAACGAAAACGCGCUACCGGGCUACUUAGCUUUUUCCCGGAGUGCUGGAUCGAGGACCGUGAGAUACAUUGGCUGGAUUAUUGCGCUGCAACGGUGAAAGUUUAUUGUCCCGAAGAUGAGAUACCUCCUGGGUAACACGUUUGCGAUCACCGCUUCGACGACGAUCCUCAUUCUAGUUUUAUAUUAUGUGUUUACUGGCAAGGGAGAGCAGGUCAGCCUUGGCUGGUUCUUGACGAACACCUCUCCUUAUAUGUGGUGUACUUUGGGCAUAGGCCUGUCGGUAGCUUUGUCUGUAGUAGGUGCAGCAUUAGGUAUCCACACAACUGGAGUGUCAAUCGUUGGUGGUGGUGUGAAGGCACCAAGAAUCAAAACGAAGAAUCUGAUCUCCGUGAUAUUCUGUGAGGCUGUAGCCAUCUAUGGCCUGAUCACUGCCAUCGUUCUGUCUGGAAUGCUCGAUAAAUUCAGCUACGCAGAGGUCUUGAAGAACGAGGAGCUCAAGAGUCAGAACUGGCUGUCGGGAUAUUUAAUGUUUGGCGCUGGUUUCGCCGUCGGCCUUGUUAAUCUUUUCUGCGGCAUAGCGGUUGGCAUCGUUGGCUCUGGCGCCGCUCUCGCCGACGCAGCUAACUCCGCCCUUUUCGUCAAGAUUCUAAUAGUCGAGAUUUUCGGUUCUGCCAUAGGGCUUUUUGGCUUAAUUGUCGGUAUUUACAUGACAUCCAAAGUGAAGAUGGGCGACAAGUUAUCGUAAAUUAUGAGAGAAUAAGCUAUGGAGUAUUAUCGGGAUCACAAAGUUCCAUUCCACAUUUAGUCAUCGGUAUAGGAGGAAUGACUGUAUCCAUGAAAUCAUUGUGAAAUCAGAAUUUUUCAGAUACCAAUGUACGAAUUUGGUAUAUUACUGCAUGUCUGUAAUUAUACUCAUGCUAUUCUAGAUGUAAAUGACACAAUUUAACAUUCACACUCUAGGUCUUGUGAAUAUUGCCUGUUGUUAUAUCAUUUGGACAUUCUACUUCUUUUGAAACAUAAAAGCGGCUAAUAAGAUUAAGUAUAUAAAGUUGUAACAAGUCAUAGUUUUUAUCGGUAUUAGAAAACAAUGUAUAAUUUUGAUUUUUUGAGUGCGUUAUAGCGCUUGUUUUGGCAUAAGUUACUGUAUAUAUAUAAGUUAAUGUCAAUGUAUAAAAGUAUAUAAUCCAAAAUAUAUAAUUUAUCCUUUAUA